CCUCUCUCGAAAAGCCCCAAACCCUUUACUCUCUCCACGCCCAAAAUUCUCAAUUUCUCAUAAGAACCCUAGCUAACAUUUCUCUUGUUAAUUCCUCUUCGUUAUAAAAUGGGGAAUUUCAGUGAUCUAGCAACAGACAUAUUACUCGACAUUAUCACUCACUUGCCAACUGAAUCGGUAUUAGAGUGUAAAUUAGCUUGCAAGCAGUGGAGAAAUCUUGUUUCUCAUCAUCCAUCAUUCUCUAAAUCCCAUCUAACUCGUCUCAAUCACUCUGAUGAUUCUAGUAAGUCAAGCUUUCUUGUCUUAAGUCCAGGGCAUUUUUACUAUUUUGAGUAUAAUGAGAACAAUGAUGAAACCCUAUUGACAGUAUGAGAAGGAUCAAUUUCACCCCUCCAUUUGCAUAUUCUAGUUAUAUCUUUUUAGGUUCAAUUAAUGGUUUGGUCUGCUUAUCUGAAUUCCAUGAUACAUCUGUUUGUAUUUGUAACCCCGUGACUAAAGAGUAUGUUAAUAUACCAAAAUUUAGUAGAGAAUCCGAUUCCGAUCAGUAUAAGCCUUGGGCGAGAGGGUUUGGUUACCUUCCUUUAACUAAUGAGUAUAAAUUUGUUGAAAGUGUUAGGUUAAAAACAGACUUCAGUAUUGUUGAGGUUGCAGUUUACACUGUUGGCAGUGGCAAGGGGUGGAGAAAUGUUGGUAGAUUUGAUCUUAAGUGUGGCGAUACUCUUAUCGAUCAUGGUGUCUUUGUGAAUGGAGCGCUGUCUUGGGUUAAUAAAUGUGGAGGAAUGGUUUAUGUUCUCGAUUUGGCUGAGGAAAAAUUUCGUGAACAUAUUUCACCACCUCCUAAGCCACCAGGCUGGUGGCAUGGAUAUGCUAUAGGGGUUUUGGGUGGGGUUUUAUACUAUGCCACUGAACAUGGCUAUCAUUUGAGCGAAAGCACAUCUGACAUAUGGCUACUGAAAGGGAAGAACGAUAGUCAGGGCACGAAAGAGCAGGUGGAGCAAGAGACAUUGGGUUGGAGUUAUGAGUUUAGUUAUCCCGAGAAAAAACCAUUUGCCUUGGUAAAUGGCGGUGUUUUAUAUUUUCAUCUUUGGUCUCUCGGCAUUUAUGAUGCAGUAACUUCAACCUCGAAAGAACUUGUGCGUUUUAGUUCAGUUGAGCAACUAUUACCUCACAAGAACACCUUAAUUUCGUUGAAAGAAUUGGGAGAAGAAGAUGUCAAAAUAUUGGGUUAAGCUAGAUUUGUUGAAGACAUAAAGCCGUUUUUUCCAGGAAAGGAGCUAGCAAGAUAAGCUCCCUGGAUACACAUAUUAACUGGAUAAUGCUCUGCAAAUCUGGAAAUCUCGACGAGUACAAGGGUGCUAGAGCAGGCAGAAGCUCUGAUAAGCCUUAAAGCUGUAGCGCGUCUUUCAAAUGCAGCUAUCUCCUGUCAUCAAAAAAUGGGAUAACAAGAGGGUUAUAGAAAGUUUGACUUCUACUUUAUGAGGAGUGUAAAACUUUCUCCAAUUCUGUUUUGGGUCUUCAAUGGUUGUAUUUAAAACUGCUCUUUGCACUCCUAAAGUGGUUUAAAUUGGUCUAGUCUAUGGAAGCCUGCUACAUCUAGUUGAAUUUGUUUUGUAUCAGUGGUUGGUUGUAUCUCUCAUCGAAGUAAACAGUCUGCUAUAUUUAAAUAAACUGUUGGCCAUCUUAUUGAGCAGGAUGGAAACAGUACUGGCUGGUAUAUGCUCUGGGGAGAAAAAGAUUUGCAACAAUUUUAUUGUUGAGAGUCUUGCAACAAUUUUAUUGUUGAGAGUCUUGAGACUACCAGAGGCUGGAAUUAUGUGGGCAAGCUGUUUGGGUGGAAACUGAGGCAGGUCCAAGACCUAGGCGUCCUCUCUGAUUGAUUAUAAGAAAACCAAAGGUCCAAUUCUUCACGUGGAGUGCAGUCCAGAACUCCUGAAAUGCAUCGUCACCCCUUCUCCAAGUUGGAUCGUCAAAAUUCCUUGCCAUCAAUAUUAACUGGUAUUAUUCCUCCCCCUUUGCAUGAUUGUAGGGGAUAUGCAUGACCAUUAUUUUUGUUACUUAGCAGAGUUUUUUUUACCAAACCUCAUGUACGAUAUCAGUGAAAGCCCUAGAAAAUGCUUGGUUGACAGUCUGCUUGACCCUCGAUAAAGCACUAAUCCUGUCUCGAUAUACCACUGACAGAUCUUUUGCCUCAUCCCCCAUUAAUAAAGUGCCUCAUCGAGUAUAAAAUUAACCACCGCAUCAUUCAUCCUUGUACCUGCGCGCUCCUAAUUA
This is a messenger RNA of Papaver somniferum (opium poppy), 2271 nucleotides long. RefSeq names its product F-box/kelch-repeat protein At3g23880-like. NCBI's taxonomy places the organism in Eukaryota, Viridiplantae, Streptophyta, Magnoliopsida, Ranunculales, Papaveraceae. The record is from RefSeq and is a predicted model, not a curated record. The coding region runs from base 369 to 1229 and encodes 286 amino acids. The transcript is spliced from 2 exons.